UUUCCGAUGAAAUGACCUAAAAGAAGAUACCAUUAGCCACUCUGAAAAAGGGCAACGGUCUUUGAUGAAGGUAUCUCCUGUGAAGAAGAGUAGGAGAAAGGCUAUUAUUUCUAAAAACCUAAAAGAAGAUAUCAUGGGCCACUCUGAAAAAGGGCAAGGGUCUUUGACGAAUGUAGCUCAUGUGAAGAAAAGUAGGAGAAAGGCUAUUGUUCCUGAAGACCCAAAAGAAGAUAUUGCGCAUCCUGAUGGAAAACAGAGCCACUCGGAAAAAGGGAAAGGGUCUUUGACAAAGGUGUCUCCUGUGAAGAAAAGUAGGAGAAAGCCUCAUUUUUCUGAAGACCUAAAAGAAGAUAUUGUGCAUCCUGAUGGAAUACAGAGCCUCUCUGAAAAAGGGCAAGAGUCUUUGAAGAAGGUAUCUCCUGCGAAGAAACGCAGGAGAAAGACUGUUGUUUCUGUAGAGCCAAAAGAAGAUAUCAAGCAUUGUGAUGGAAUACAGAGCAGUUCUGAAAAAGGGCAAUCGUCUUUGACGAAGAUAUCUCCUGUGAAGAAAAAUAGGAGAAAGUCUAGUUUCUCAGAAGACCUAAAAGAAGAUAUUGUGAUAUUGCCUUCUCAAUGUAGACCAAUGUCUUCACAAGCUAAAGCCCGAUCUGCUGAAGUGUGUAAAGAAAACCUAAAGGGAAGCAUUCCGCAUCCAAGGAAGAGAGCUGCAAGCGGGUCUGUUAGAGAAGAGGUGGUCGGAUGCAGAAUAAAAGUUUGGUGGCCUCUUGAUCAGAAGUUUUACAAAGGCAAAAUCAUGGAUUUUUAUGACUUAACCAAAACCCACAAGGUCACUUAUGAUGAUGGGGAAAUCGAAAUAUUAGACCUAACAAGUGAACGCUGGGAGCUGCUACGAGAUAUCAAUUUGUCUGCUGAUGAGGAGCCAAAGAUUGGUGCAGAGUCUGCAGACCCUAGACCUUCUCAAGCGCAAUAAGCUUCUCUUUCAAUCAUUUGGCCUUAAUGUUUUGGUUUUUGCAGUGUCUUGCUAUCCGGGUGUUUAAUGUGAAGAUUUCCCGAACAACCAAGCCGUGCUUAUGUCGGGUUCAGGCAUUGUAUCUGAAAUAAUUUUGCAAAACUUGCUACAGUCUGGGAUAUGCAGUUUAAGUAUUUUGACGUUCAAUAUUUCUUCAGCAUCUUAAAUCGGUGACUUUCAUCUAAGACAAGUGGUUUGCUUUACAGUUCUUGUACCCAAUGAACUAUCAUGGUGAAAGAUGGUGUAAAUGUGCUCUAAUUUUAGUUAGCUUAUAUGAUGUUGGUGCUUGCUUA
Molecule: messenger RNA, 1302 nt
Organism: Salvia hispanica
Lineage: Eukaryota; Viridiplantae; Streptophyta; Magnoliopsida; Lamiales; Lamiaceae
Source: RefSeq, a predicted model, not a curated record